AUGCAGCAUAUGAAUUUUGGUUCACAGCUAGGAAUGUCUUCUUUGCAACUUAGUCGAGAUGCCUCUGCUGCCGGAGCAGCACGUGGUGUUACCAAACAAAAUACGGAUUUGGAGAUUGAGUCAGUUGAGGCCUCAAGGAAAUCUGAAGUGGACAAAUUGAAAAAGCACUUCAGAGUGGAGGUAAAUUACUCAUUUCCAAUGUCACAGUUACAAUUUUAG
Linum trigynum is the source of this 219-nucleotide messenger RNA. NCBI's taxonomy places the organism in Eukaryota, Viridiplantae, Streptophyta, Magnoliopsida, Malpighiales, Linaceae. The record is from the annotation of a GenBank genome assembly.